AUGCUAUUAAAGAGGUUACUGCUGGUUAUAUUCAUACAUUUGAUUUUAUUAUGUACUUUUAUAAAUGCUUUAGAUUCAUUAUCUUUUAAUUCUUCUUUUACCAAAGAACAUUUAAGAUCACUAUCUAAUGAAACAAAAAGUCUAUUUAUUCAUGGUUGGGACUCAUAUAUGAAAUAUGGGUUUCCUUUUGAUGAAGUUAGACCAAUUACAUGUGAAGCGUACGGACCAGAUUAUAAAAAUGUUGAAAAUUCAGUUAGGAAUGAUGCCAUGGGAAAUAUUUCACUGACGGUAUUGGACAAUUUAGAUACAUUAAUUAUAAUGAAAGAAUAUGAUCAAUUGGAAUACGUGCUAUCUUACUUAAAAGAGAAUCAAGUAGGGCUCUUCGACCAAAAUACAAUAGUUCAAGUUUUUGAAACUACUAUACGCCAUCUUGGUGGUUUAUUAUCAGCACAUAUAAUCUUAACUGACCUAUUCAAAAAUAAAGUAAAAGGUUACGAGGGAAUUCGUAAAAUUGUGGAAAAUUAUGAUGGAUUUUUACUCGAUAUGGCUUACGAUCUAGGUCUUAAAUUAAUUCCAAGUUAUAAGACAUCAACAAAUAUACCAGUACCACGAAUCAAUUUGCUCAAGGGUUUAAAAUCAGUUCCUCCAAGUCUUCAAAGAGAUGCAUGUACUUCAGGUGCAACUACGCCAAUUCUUGAAUUCACAUUACUUUCAAAAUUAACUGGUGAUUAUCAAUUUCAAUAUUAUACAUCUUUGACUUGGUGGAAAUUAUGGUCAUCUAAGUCUGAAUUAAAUUUAUUACCAAUGACAAUUGAUCCAAUCUCAAAUCAAUGGAAGGAUUCAAUAACUGGGAUAGGUGCUUCCAUUGAUUCAUUUUAUGAAUAUGCAGCAAAGAGUUCAAUUUUAUUUAAUGAUGAUUCUAUGUGGAAUGUAUAUACUACUUCAUAUAAAGCAUUAUUGACGCAUCUGGCACAAGGUGGUUUGGGAAGUUUAAUAUUUCCCAAUAUAAAUAUAAAUGAUGGUGUUGUGUUUAGUGAUUGGAUAGAUUCCCUCAGUGCAUUUUGGAGUGGCUUACAAGUUCUAACUGGUCAAUUGACAGAUGCGAUAAGGACACAUGUGGUGUAUAUGAAGAUAUGGAAUACGUUUGAAAGCAUACCUGAAAGGUGGAUAUUUCAACAUUUCGAUAAUAAGAAGAAAUUGAAGAAGAAGGUGUUUAAAGCUGAUGAUUCAAUAAAUCUUGAAUGGUAUCCAUUAAGACCUGAAUUUAUUGAAAGUACUUAUUAUUUAUAUAGGGCAACUAAAGAUCCAAUGUAUUUGAAUAUUGGAGAACGUAUAUUGCAUUUAUUGAAAACUAAAUAUUCUGCACCUUGUGGAUUAUGUGGAUUACAGAAUAUAAAGAACGGAAUAAGACAGAAUAGAAUGGAGACAUUCGUAUUAGGUGAAACUUUGAAAUAUUUAUAUUUAUUAUUUGAUGAGGAAAAUGAAGUGUUUUUACAUCAGGAUUUCAUGAAGGGUAAAAACUGGAUAUUUUCAACUGAGGCACAUCCAUUAUGGUUAGACAAGAAUAUGGAUAAAUUAAAAGAUAACAAAACUAUAUUUAUUGAUUCUCAUGAUAAUGUAACGAUUUCAAAUAAAGAAUUGAUAAGUAAACCAAUAUCAUCAUUUUAUAGAAACGUAUCAAUUGUUCAACCAUUCUAUGUGGAUAUAAACAAUGAAAACGUAUACAAAAUAGAUCCAUUUGCAGAAAGAUUUAAUUAUUGUCAGUUAAACCCUUGGCAAAAAUCACCAAAUUCAUUUCUUGAAUCAUCAUAUUAUCGAUGGAAUGCAUUUUUCAGUUCAGAUUAUCUGUUCAAGAAUUCAUUAAUAAAACCAAGAUAUCUACCUCAAACAUCAUUAGAUGGAUCAACCAUGGAGUUAAACAGAAACUUUUAUGAUAAGUUUACAAUGUUUGAUACAGAUUUAAUUUGUCCUCGAGUUGCAACUACUUUAUUCUAUGAAGUAUUCUGGGGUGAUAUAAAAUUGAUAAAUGAAGUAGAAGUAUCUGAAAUAGUAUCUAAUGAUACGCUAAUGUUGAGUAAUGAUUUAUGGGUUCCUAAUUUGUAUGGAUUACGUAUUGUCGUAGAAGAAUUAGUAAUCGAUAAAGUUGAUUCUUUCAACACUGUAAUAACAGAAGAGUAUAUCAAUUCAUUACAGCAUCAACAAGAAUCGGAGAUUAAAUUUGAAAAAGCAGUGCUUAGAAUCAAGAAGAUUAAUGGUGUCAAUCUAUAUUCAAAUCAGAUCGUAUGGACUUUACCUUUUGAAGCUAAUAAUGAAGAGAAAUCAGCAAUUGGAAUUACAGAUGAUGGAAGAUUAAUAAUACAAGGAAAAGUGGUUGAGAAUUUACUAGUUUAUUAUAGUUAA
This is a messenger RNA of Insectozyma verbasci, 2400 nucleotides long. Lineage: Eukaryota; Fungi; Ascomycota; Pichiomycetes; Serinales; Debaryomycetaceae. The record is from the annotation of a GenBank genome assembly.